UCACCACAGUGUAUUGAGCACAAGCCAGCAGAGACAUGGCGAGCAGCGAGGUCGUGAGACACAACAGGACAGUGCUGGCCAGUCUCAAGGAGGGCGACUUAAUAGAAUUUCCUCGGGGUGUAUAUUCACACUGGGCUGUCUAUAUAGGUAACGAAGACGUGAUUCACCUGGCAGGAGAUGACAAUGACGGAAUCAACGCAGAGAUGCACUCCGCUCACCUGACCAGUUUCAGCGGUCAGUGCUUUGAAAAGGCGGUUAUCCGACAGGACAACUUCUUCGAUGUUGCUGGUCUUAGCAAGGCAAAGCGCAAUAAUGACAGGGAUGGGAAGAAACAACCACUGCCUCGUAGUCAGAUCGUGAAGAACGCCAAGUCGAGGCUGGACGAAGUGGGUUUCAAUGUCCUGAAUAGAAACUGCCAGCACUUCGCCACCUGGUGUCGCUACGGAGUGGCCAGCAGUGACCAGGUCGACUUCUUGUUGGUGGCCACGGUUUUGAGUGUAGGUGUUGUCGCUGGAGCUUUCAUUAUAGCUGUCGCCAAGGGCUGUAACAAAUGGAAGUACCCACGUUAGACCUUGGUCUUGUCCCCUGCUUUAUUCAGUGCCUAACAGUUCAGCCAUGCUAGGAGGUUUGUUUAUUAAACAAUUAUACUAAGUAUAGUCUUUUAUGGAUAUUGUGUGUAUAUAUAUAUAGACCUUAUACUCGCAUGUGUACUGAUGUGGGUUGCAAUAGAGAUGGCUACACCCGUAUGUCUCACCAAAAGGUGUAUGUUUGCAAAAUUGUAAAUGAAUGACCAGGUUGAUUAUAUUACAAUAUGAAUGUAUUUACUAUUCACAUCUAUGUAAAGAUGUUUUUCACACUUUAUAUGUUUUUAAAUUCACCCUCCUCAGUUAAGGGCUAUGGCUUACACUAAAUAAAGUCUAAAAAUUCUCUCUCUCGCUAUUUUAAAAUUAUACAGUAUGCACCACAAACAUAUAGGUCAUGCUAACCUUUCUGUCAAUAAGUGUAUUUUUAGUAUCGAAAUAUUUUUCAUGCUGUAUUUGUUCCUUAAUCGUUUAUUUGUUAUCUAUAAGCAAACUAAUAGUAAAAUUGUGUUCUUGUAGUAGAGCGUGUAAAAUGAGAGAAGAAAAAAGCUAUUCAAACAAGUAAGGAACUAAGAUUUCAGUCCCCUGGUCUGAACAGUGUUCAUGGGAGUAUGCUGGUCUGUGAGUGUCAAUAAUAAUAAUAAUAAUGAUGAUGAUGAUGAUGAUGAUGAUGAUGAUGAUGAUGAUGAUGAUGAUGAUAAUAAUAAUAAUAAUAAUAAUAAUAAUAAUAAUAAUAAUAAUAAUAAUAAUAAUAAUAAUAAUAAUAAUAAUAAUAAUAAUGUUUUUAUUUGGUAGACAUGUGUCAUACAUAUGCUUACAGUUGCUAUUCAACCAUACAUUUUGUAAUAUGUCAUAAGUAAGCAUCACCUCUGGUCUUGUACUGCUUUUGUGUAAGAUUAAAAAUAAUACUUGCGAUAUUAUGUACUGAAUGCAGCUAAGGUAACAGCAUACCUGGGUAGUCAGGUCAAUAAAAUAUGUUUACGAAUUGUGGAUUAAAUUAG
Pomacea canaliculata is the source of this 1582-nucleotide messenger RNA. Its product is annotated as HRAS-like suppressor 3. Gene Ontology annotation, biological process: N-acylphosphatidylethanolamine metabolic process. The coding region runs from base 36 to 569 and encodes 177 amino acids. The transcript has 3 exons. Gene Ontology annotation, cellular component: cytoplasm. The record is from RefSeq and is a predicted model, not a curated record. Lineage: Eukaryota; Metazoa; Mollusca; Gastropoda; Architaenioglossa; Ampullariidae. Gene Ontology annotation, molecular function: glycerophospholipid phospholipase A1 activity; A2-type glycerophospholipase activity.